Lotus japonicus is the source of this 2809-nucleotide messenger RNA. Its product is annotated as E3 ubiquitin-protein ligase ORTHRUS 2-like. Gene Ontology annotation, molecular function: metal ion binding; ubiquitin protein ligase activity. The record is from RefSeq and is a predicted model, not a curated record. The coding region runs from base 309 to 2552 and encodes 747 amino acids. Gene Ontology annotation, biological process: protein ubiquitination; negative regulation of gene expression via chromosomal CpG island methylation. Lineage: Eukaryota; Viridiplantae; Streptophyta; Magnoliopsida; Fabales; Fabaceae. The transcript is spliced from 9 exons.
UAUUGGUGUCAAAAAGUAAAAAUCUUUAGAAAGAAAGAAAUGAAGAGAAAAAGGUAAGGUAGUAUUGACUAUUGACUAGUAUUGAGUAAGAAAGGUUCACAUGAAACGGCACACACCGUAUCAGUCCCAACAUUUCAAAACCGCUCUUUUUUUGAAAACCCAGUUGUUUUCACUUCACUGGUUCCUAGGUUUGUGUUUUGCCUAUAUAAACACACCACCAAACACGGUACUAAACACACUCUUCUGUUUCUCUUUCAAUUUCUUUCACUCUUCUGUGUUCUUCUUCUUCUGCAUUUUCCCCAAUUUCAAUGGCUGCUCAAUUUCCAUGUGACCCCCAAGGCGUGUGCAUGGUCUGCAAGGUUGUUCCCCCUGACGAGGAGAAUCUCACCUGCAACACCUGCGCCACGCCAUGGCAUGCGCCUUGCCUCUCCUCCUCGCUUCCGGCCACCGUCGCCGCCACCAAUGACUGGCAAUGUCCCGAUUGCACUAAUCUCUUCUCGGCUCCGGUCAAAUCGUGCCGGGACGGCCCAGACGGGGAGCUGGUUUCUGCUAUCUUAUCGGUGAAGGCUGAUGAGUCUCUCACGGCGAGUCAGAAGGCUAGGAAAUGCCAACAGCUCCUCGCCGGAAAGUCCGCUGCGGUCGAGGAUGAGGAUGAGGAUGAGGAUGAUGAAGAAGAAGACAAAAAGGAUGACAACAACAACAACAACAACAACAAAAUGUCUGUUUCUGAUAUUCUCACCCGCACUCUCAACUGCUCCAUCUGCAUUCAGCUUCCUGAGAGGCCUGUCACGACUCCUUGUGGACACAGUUUCUGUCUGAAGUGCUUUGAGAAAUGGAUUCGGCAAGGGAAAAGAACUUGUGCCAAGUGCAGGCAGAAUAUCCCUGCGAGCAUGGCGAGCCAGCCUCGCAUCAAUUCUGCGCUAGUGUUUGCCAUUCGUAUGGCGAGGGCGUCAAAAGCGAAUGGUGGUGCUGGUGCAGGGCCUUCCGGUGUUCGGCAUUUCCUGCAUAACCAAGAUAGGCCAGACCAGGCGUAUACUACUGACCGUGCACAGAGGAGUGGCCGAGCAAAUGCCUGCAGUGGAAAGAUUUUCGUGACUGUGCCGACUGAUCAUUUUGGUCCAAUCCUUCCCCAGAAUGACCCUUUGAGGAAUCAGGGUCUGCUCGUCGGUGAAUCUUGGCUGGAUAGACUGGAAUGCAGGCAAUGGGGUGCUCACUUUGUGCAUGUUGGUGGCAUUGCUGGACAAUCUGAUAGGGGAGCACAGUCUGUUGUGCUUUCUGGAGGAUAUGUUGAUGAUCAGGAUCAUGGAGAAUGGUUUCUCUAUACUGGAAGCGGUGGUAAAGAUCUUACUGGGAAUAAGCGCACAAAUAAGAACCAUUCCUUUGAUCAAAAAUUUGAGAAGUACAACCGGGCACUUCAGUUAAGUUGCCUGAAAGGUUAUCCAGUUCGAGUUGUCAGAUCUCACAAAGAGAAGCGAUCCUCAUAUGCCCCCGAGAAAGGAGUGCGGUAUGAUGGAAUUUAUAGAAUUGAAAAAUGUUGGCAGAUAGCAGGAGUGCAGGGUUUCAAAGUCUGCCGAUUUUUAUUUGUUAGAUGUGACAAUGAACCUGCCCCAUGGACAAGUGAUGAUCACGGGGACAGACCAAGGCCUUUACCAGCUGUCCGUGAGCUGAAUAAGGCCACAGGCAUACACGAAAGAACAGAAGCACCUGCUUGGGAUUUUGAUGAGGCGAAUUCUUGCUGGAAAUGGAUGAAACCACCCCCUCCGAGUAGGAAAAAGAUACAAACCGAGGAACCCACACCCACACAAAUAGCUAUAUCAGCUAAAGAGGCUAAAAGGUUCCAAUACAUGUCGAUCAAGGAACAAUUGCGUAAAGGGUUCUCGUGCCUCAUAUGUAGUGAGGUUAUGGUCUCACCAGUGACAACUCCAUGUGCUCAUAAUUUCUGCAAGCCAUGCUUAGAGGGUGUAUUUGCUGGUAAGUCUUCUGUGAAGGAGAGAAGCAGGGGUGGGAGAACACUUCGGGCCCAGAAAGUUGUGAUGAAGUGUCCUGGAUGCACUGUUGACAUCUCUGAUUAUCUUCAGAACCUUCAGGUUGAUAUAGAUUUGAAGGGUGCGAUUGAAUCACUGAAAGCCAAGGCUGAAGAAAAUGGAGAAUCACUGGAGUCAAGUGAAGAUGCAGAUGCUUGCAUGGAUGAAGAUACUGGCUCAGUGAAAGAAAACUCCGGGGAGGAGUUAAGUGGUUCAACUGGGACCAACAAGGCUACUGAAAAUGGAGAACCAUUGGUCUCAAGUGAAGAUGCAGAUGCUUGCAAGGAUGAAGAUACUGGCUCAGUGAAAGAAAACUCUGUGGAGGAGUUAAAUGGUUCAACUGAGAGCAAAAAGGUGCCAGAUCAAGCAGUGAAGCGCAAUGCAAAGAGAAAGAAAAAUGAUUCUGGAGAACAAUUGGCUGAUAAGGGUGAUGGUCAAAAGGCUAAAAGAGGUAGAAAAUCCAGAAAAGUUGAGAAAGCAGUGAAUGAAGCAAAUGAUUCUCCAUCCAGUCCAUUAGAUCACCAGUAAGGAAUUGUAAGGACUGGACCAGAUCACCAGUAAGGAAUUGUAAGGACUGGACCAUCAGCUGGUUGGAUUAUGGUCGGGUGGUCUCUUUAAUCUGUCUUUUUACUGUUUUGGCUAUGUUUUGGGGUCUGUUUAUAUUGGUUAGUCAGCUGGUUGGACUAUUUUUUUUAAGAUGUACACAAUUUAAAAGCAAAUUUACCUUUCCUAGUGAGAUGGUAAUUUUACAUCCCAACAUCAAUGAAGCAUUUAGUUCUAUACAA